Messenger RNA from Racocetra persica, 197 nucleotides. The record is from the annotation of a GenBank genome assembly. NCBI's taxonomy places the organism in Eukaryota, Fungi, Glomeromycota, Glomeromycetes, Diversisporales, Gigasporaceae.
UAUUCAGUUGUAAUCUACAUCGAUUCAUCCAAUUUCUCGUAAAACUAUCUGAUAAAGAGUCUUUAAAAUUAAUUUUGACACCAGAAAAUACUAUUUAUUGGUAUGAACAAGGUGCUAAAGAUACUUGGACAUCAAAAAUCACCAACAAAUUAGUGAAGCAAGCGGUUAAAGAAAAGAUUACAUUUAAGGAACCAGAG